Gavia stellata (red-throated loon) is the source of this 1075-nucleotide messenger RNA. Its product is annotated as CX3C chemokine receptor 1. Gene Ontology annotation, cellular component: membrane. Gene Ontology annotation, molecular function: chemokine receptor activity. NCBI's taxonomy places the organism in Eukaryota, Metazoa, Chordata, Aves, Gaviiformes, Gaviidae. Bases 11 to 1075 code for a protein of 354 amino acids. The record is from RefSeq and is a predicted model, not a curated record. Gene Ontology annotation, biological process: G protein-coupled receptor signaling pathway; immune response; chemotaxis. The transcript has a single exon.
AAAAUUCAGCAUGACCGAAGCAUACACAGAAACGACAGCUGAAUACACUUAUGACGAACAUGCUUUUUCCUGCAAUAAGACUGACAUCCAAGAAUUUGGGAAAAUAUUUCUACCAGUAUUUUACAUUGCAGUGUUUGCUCUUGGCCUCACAGGGAAUCUAAUGGUGGUUUUUUCUAUUGUGAAAGAAGGCAGUAAAAAAAGCAUCACUGACAUCUAUCUCCUGAACUUGGCUAUCUCGGACCUUCUCUUUGUGAUCUCCCUCCCCUUCUGGGCUUCCAACACGGUGCGUGGAUGGACCCUUGGGACUAUUCCAUGCACAGCUGUUUCCUCACUCUAUUACAUUGGUUUCUUUGGGGGCAUGUUCUUUAUCACUGUUAUCAGUAUCGACAGAUACUUGGCCAUUGUCCGGGCAACAUAUUCUCUGAAAUCCAGAACAGUGAAACAUGGCUUUCUUAUAACCUGCGGAGUAUGGGCAAUAGCAGUUUUAGUUUCAGUGCCACAUUUUGUGUUCUCCCAGGUGAUAGAAAACGACUGCACUUCUGUCUUCCCUCAGGAGCUGGAGAACAUCUGGCCAGUGUUCUGCAAUGUCAAGCUGAACACCAUCGGCUUCUUCAUCCCAGUCUGUAUCAUAUGCUAUUGCUACUGUGGGAUCAUCAAAACCCUGCUGUUCUGCAAAAAUCAGAAAAAAACACGAGCUGUAAAACUGAUCUUGGUUGUGGUGCUCGUGUUUUUUCUGUUUUGGUCCCCCUACAAUGUAUUGAUUUUUCUAGAUACUUUAAAGCACUAUGAGUUAUUCACAAGUUGCAACCAAAUGAAAUCAUUGGACUACGCAAUGCACCUGACUGAAACCAUUGCAUUCAGUCACUGUUGUCUCAAUCCACUUAUCUAUGCCUUUGCUGGGGAAAAAUUCAGGAAAUACCUUUAUCAUGUGUGCUUAAAGUACUGUCCAUGUCUGUGCUUCUGUGGCCCCUGCAGUCGCUACCAGGUCACCUCUUCAGCUGGCUAUGCAGAAAGCAUUGUGAUCAGCAACACAACCCUGAACACCAGUGACCAGGAUGGCUCUGUCUUCGUCUAA